Lachancea thermotolerans CBS 6340 is the source of this 408-nucleotide messenger RNA. RefSeq names its product anaphase promoting complex subunit 11 (gene APC11). The transcript has a single exon. Lineage: Eukaryota; Fungi; Ascomycota; Saccharomycetes; Saccharomycetales; Saccharomycetaceae. Gene Ontology annotation, cellular component: anaphase-promoting complex; nucleus. Bases 1 to 408 code for a protein of 135 amino acids. Gene Ontology annotation, biological process: anaphase-promoting complex-dependent catabolic process; protein ubiquitination; positive regulation of mitotic metaphase/anaphase transition. Gene Ontology annotation, molecular function: ubiquitin protein ligase activity; cullin family protein binding; zinc ion binding. The record is from RefSeq and is a predicted model, not a curated record.
AUGCAGCUAGAGUUCAAGAAGGUGUACCCAGUGUUUUCUUGGUCCUGGGAUAUUCCAGGCGAUGAUGACGCCGACAGAGAAAUUGGAGACGAAGAUCUAUGCGGCAUUUGCCGCGUAAGCUACAACGGAACUUGCCCCGGAUGCAAGUACCCCGGAGACAACUGCCCGCUGGUCAUCGGCGAGUGUAACCACAACUUCCACGUGCACUGCAUCCAGCAGUGGCUUGCGACGCCGACGGCCAAGGGUUUGUGUCCCAUGUGCCGCCAGCAAUUCUCGCUGAAGCGCGGCGUGGCAAUCAACGAAGGUCAGGUUGAAAAGCUCGCUAACCUGUUGCUUCAGCCGCGACCCGCAGCGCUCGCCGCGGACGACCAAGACAUGAUGAUGGAUCAGGAGUUUGCAGUGAGGUAG